CAUUAGCGGUAAUGAUAGAUCGCACAGGCAUUCACUGGCAGGAUGCGGAGAGGGUGAAACAAUAAUAAUUGAACAGCAAGUGACCCCUUUCACUUUUCAGAGAUUGUACACUGGGUGCAUGGUGAGAUUGUGCGCUGCACUGUGCUUCCAUUCAGAUACGCGCUGGGAGGAGUAUGUGCCACAUUGUUUCCAUGUGUGAGUGUGGGUCAUUGAUGUGAGUGUGUCUAGGUAGCGGCGCACCCCGCGGAUGUUUGAACUUCGUGCCUGAACCUAUAACGGAUGCGUCACGUCGGCUCUGUCAUGCGAAUCCUCCCGUACGCCAACGCACAGCGCACGCUCGCUCCCAAGACGACACCGACUCCGUGACUCUCCAUUUGAGCUGGUGACGCUGCUCGCUCUCUGGCGGUAGAACGGGAUGUUUGGCAUUUGUACCGAUUUGUGCUCGCACGGUGCGUCUUCUGUGAGAUGGACCGAGGAGAGGACCAGUGACCAAACAUGCCUACAGUCCUCCGCGACAAGGGCAAACUUUCCAACGUCUCUUUGUUGCUUCGAUGUGCUUUUCAGGACAUGAACCACUCCUGGCAGUCCCAGCAACCCUCAGGAGGUGGCCAGGCCCAGUGCUUCCUCUACAACCCUAAAGACACAAAGCAGCACACUACUCAGCACAAACAACGUAUGUAUUCACAGUCUAAGCUCGGGGGGAUGACCCACCCUCACCUGGCGCCUCACAAAUCCAUGCUCGCUGAUGACUUGAAGCUCAGCAGUGACGAUGAUGAUGCUGACAAGGGCCCUGAACAGUCAGCCCCCUGGGUUGUUAACAACAGUCUGUCGGAGCAGCACACACACACACAUGGUGGGAGGGUGAGACAUUCCAGCUCAGACUCUUCAGGCUCAGACUCCUACAGUGAAUUGGAGGAGGAGAGCAGUGGCCAGCGCUCCCUUAACCCAAGCCCAGAAACACACUCCGAUCCUGGGACACCCACCGACACUCAGGCCCUUGGCUGCACCAAGGAGAUAUAUCACCCCUCCACCACUCAGUGGCAGCUGGAUAAGUGGCUGAAAAAAGUCCCCAAAAAAUCCUCUUCCUGCGACCAGGAUCCCAGCAAUCACGACCACGCCCAGAGAGCUACAGAGCACCGGUCGCUCUCCCCAGACCCCCACAGAGCUCCAUCUCCAUCCAGACCCUGGGGGAUCAGAGAGGACUACAGCCCCAGCCAGAGCCCUGUUCCCAGCCCGCGCUUUAACUACAGCCCCAGGCAUAGCCCUCGGCCUAGCCCUGGCUACAGCCCCUGCCCCAGCCCCAGCCCCAGCCCCUGUUCCAGUCCUUGUCCUAGCCCCACCCCAAGACACAGCCCCAUCCCUAGCCCGGUCCUCAGUGUCUGUCCAAGCCCCUUCCCAAGCCCCAGAGCCACCUGCAGCCUUAGUUCCAUUCCCCAGCACCCCCCUAGGAGUCCUAGUCCUAGCCUUACUCAUUCUAGCCCCCGCCGCUAUCCUCAGGUUCGGAGUCCCCAUCAGGAAAGCCACAGGCCUCCCACGUGGCCUAGCCUAACAACCAGCCCGAGCCAUAGACCCAAAAUCAGGCCCUGGACUGCCCCUGUACCCAGCACUGAGCCCAAGAGCAAGCCAAGACACAGUCCAUAUCCUCAGCCUCCGCCUCAGCACAGCUCCAGGCCUAAAUCCACACAGACCCAGCCUGUUCCCACUCCCAAGACCACAGCCAAGGCAGCCCCUGCACUGACCACUGAGCUGAGCCACAGGCACAAACACAGACCCAGGCCUAGUCCCAACUCGAGUCCCAAGCUUCAUUCUCAGCCUAGCUUGAAACACGCACGCACUCUAGACCCCAAAAGCCAACACCUAUCAACCUCUGGACAAAGGCCUAAGGAGAGUAGCAGACACAGCCAUAAUUCCAACUCCAACCCCAGACCCAGUAAUGGGCCUAGUUUGACAACCAGACUCAGGACCAGUCUCAGCCCCACACCCAGGGCCAAGACCUUACCCACCACAGACCCUAGCAGAGAGACCAGCAGCAGAGUUGGUCACUGUUCCAAAUCCAGCCCAAAGCCACAUUCUCUGCCUAACUCCAAAGCUAGUUCUGAGCCUCGCGCUAAAUUCAGCCCCAGCCCUAGACCCAAAGUCAAGUCCUGGGCCCCUGCUCCCCACUCAAAGCUUCCACAGAGGAAGCCCCAAUCCAGGGAGAGAGAACAGGAGGUGGACAACCGGAGAGAGACCCAUGCACCAAAGAGGAAGGUAGACAGGCAGACAGAGGGAAAGGGGGAACAUGAGGUAGAGAGACAGACAGAAAAACAAGGAGAGAGUCAGGGGAAGAAACAGAAGGAAAGAAAGGGGGAGAGACAGGGAGAGAGAAGACUGGCGGAGGAGCAGUUGCUUAGACGCCCCUGGGUCCAGAGCUCAGAGGAGGAAGAGGAAGUAGAGGAGAGAAAGAGGAGAAGGGAGGAAAGAGAGAAGGAGAAGUACAAGAGGAGGAGGAAGGAGCAGCAGCAGAGUGGUGAAUGGCAGGCGGUCCAGCCCAAGCAGAGACCUCACACCAACAGCGAGCGCCGUCACCAUCCCAUCGACCCACAACGCCACGGGACCAAGAAAAAGAGGAGGAGGAAGAGUGAGGAGGAAGAGAGACAGUCUCAGCCGGACCCUUCCCCUCCACCAUCACCCUCCUCCCCCACUCCUGUUGUCCCACCCACGGACUCCUCCGCCUCUUCAGAGUCCGACUCGGAGCCCGAUCUGCCUCCCAACGUCACCAAAGUCCCGGCCGACUCCACAUCAAGCCAGCGUCCCAUCCCCAGGAGAGGGUACCAGGGCCCGGGGAGGCCCGCGGAUAGCAGGCCCAGAGUGCUCUACCCCAGGCGCACCACCGCAUCCAACCCAGGCCAGGGGCACCAAAUCCAGGGAAAGCAGAAACUCUACACCCUGGUCCCGUUUGGACGUCGUGAGCUGGCCGCAGCCUCUCAUCGAGGCCUGAGAAACUUGGUGGUGCAGAUAGACCUCUCCCUGCUCAACAGAGUGCCUGAUACUACGACAGGCACCCCAGCCUCUCACAAACACUCUUCCUCCUCCUCCUCUGCCUCUUCCAGGCAGAAAGAAGCCAUGAGACACCUGUGCAUCCCCGAGACAGAGAGAGGAGACAGCAAGAGAAAACGCAAGUCAGAGAAUGGAAUCCAGCACCACAGAGAGAGUAAGAGGAGCAACUCCCAGACCAACGGCCCCUCUGCCCACACAGAGUCUACAACGCACAGACGUCUAGACCCUCACUCAGACACCAGACACAACGGGUUCUUGGAGGACUAUCUGGACAGUACCCCUCUCUCUGACACCCUCGACCCCACCAAGCCCCCCAUCAAAACACAGAACUCAGAGCCUAAGAUGGAGGUUGAGUGUUGUGUUGGGGUGUCAGGGCAGCCUCGGCCCGAGUGUGAACCAUGGGGACCUCCUUUACAACGGGCAGGGGGACAGAGAGGAACCGUGACCAACCAUGAACCCCCACAUCAUGCUGAGUACUACAUGCAUGAAGCCAAGAGGAUGAAGCACCGUGCAGAUGCCAUGGUGGAUAAGCUGGGGAAGGCAGUGAACUAUGUGGAUGCUGCUCUCUCCUUCAUGGAGUGUGGAAAAGCUAUGGAGGAGGGACCACUGGAGGCCAAGUCUCCCUAUACCAUGUACGCAGAGACAGUAGAGCUUAUCAGGUACGCCAUGAAGCUGAAGAACCACUCUGGCCCAGGGGCUAGACAGGAAGACCAACAGUUGGCCGUACUGUGUUUCCGGUGCCUUGCUCUCCUAUACUGGCAGAUGUUUCGUCUAAAGAAGGAUCACGCCCUGAAGUAUUCCAAGGCUCUAUUGGACUACUUUAAGAGUUCUCCAAAAGUGCCUACUACUCCCCCAAUCUGGAGCGACUCAGGAAAGGGCACAGGGGGACCUCCCUCGUCCCUCUCCCCCAGCCCCUCAGCCCUCACCCUGGGCUCUCACACUGGCAGCUCCCCCUCCUCCCUCAUCAGCAUUCCCCAACGUAUCCACCAGAUGGCAGCAAACCACCUCAACAUCACCAACAGUGUCCUCUACAGCUAUGAGUACUGGGAGGUAGCAGAUAGCCUUGCCAGAGACAACAAGGAGUUUUUUAACUACUUGAACACCCUGUCGGGGCCGUUGACUCUCCACAGUAGUAUUGCUCAUGCAGUCCAGUACACCAGACAGGCUCUACAGUGGAUACGCAUCAGUGCCAAUAUCUUUAAAGUUCCACAUGGAUUGAAGGCCUUCAAACUCGCUGCUUUACCAAACGUGCCACAUAUGUAAUCACAAAACACACACAGAAACUGUCUAAAAAGGAAAUGGAAGAGAAACAUCAUACAGUGCACCUGUGAGGACUUUGAUUUCUCUACCGUACAAAAGGACAACAGACAUAUGACCUGGACUACAUCUCCCAUGGGCCUUACCAGGACUAAUGGUUUCAUUAGGGGAAAGGUGAAGUUGGGAUUUUGAGUUUUAUUUUGGACUGUCAGACCCCUCAUCCUAAAAUGUAGACCAAGUUACUGCUAGCUUCUCUGUAUGACCACACUGUGAGAUGGCUCUUUUAAGAACAUUUAGAGAUGCCUUUCAUUUUUUUGAUGUAUUUUUAUGUGCAAUAGGUGUGUCAGAUGAUUUGUUUUUAACAAAAAUACCAAAACAAUGAGAUUUGGUUUUGUUGCCAAGUGGAUGGGCCAGCAUUCAUGUUCCUGUCUAUGCAAAAUGAUUAUUUAUAAUAUGGUGUAAUGUAAUUAUCAAAAGUUGCAUACCGAAUUGUAUUUCAUAAAUGUCUUUUUGAUAUUGCAGUAUGUAUGCAUCUCCAUGUUUGUUGAAGCAAAGUUGGUAUAUGACCUCCUAAAGUCUAACAACAAGGAUGUAUCCCCAAAUAGAACAUGUUUAAUGACACCUAGUAAUCGCUCAGAUAUUUCCUAAAUUCUAUUAGUGUCCCCACUCAACUUUCAAUAUUUAGAUGAAGGUGUGUGUCUGUGUGUGUGUGUGUAUUCCAGUUAAAUGUAUUUGUGAUCAGACUGUGCUUCUCUCCUUCAUCUCUCCGUCUGACUGACUCCCUACCUACUGGGCACACACUGGUUGAAUCAACAUUG
Molecule: messenger RNA, 5114 nt
Organism: Oncorhynchus mykiss (rainbow trout)
Lineage: Eukaryota; Metazoa; Chordata; Actinopteri; Salmoniformes; Salmonidae
Gene: aff3
Product: ALF transcription elongation factor 3
Biological process (GO): regulation of gene expression
Cellular component (GO): nucleus; super elongation complex
Source: RefSeq, a predicted model, not a curated record